AUGAGUGUGGAGCCAAAGAAAAUGGCCUCUUACGGCCAGGAGAAAAUGUUAACAUCACCAGAACAGCAGGCAUUGAUCAAUGAGGUGAGAAGGUUAAUUGGGCCACAGUCUGGUAAGGCAUCCAUUUUUUGUUCUGAUGCCUGCAUCUCGAGGUAUUUAAGGGCUCGGAAUUGGAAUGUCAAGAAAGCAGCUAAAAUGUUGAAACUGACCCUCAAAUGGAGAGAAGAAAACAAACCGGAAGAAAUCCGUUGGGAAGAUGUUGCUCAUGAAGCAGAGACAGGAAAAAUAUACAGAUCCAAUUAUAUUGACAAGCAAGGGCGAACUGUCCUAGUAAUGAGACCUGGUCGACAGAACUCAAAGUCAACUAAAGGACAAAUUAAAUAUUUGGUAUACUGCAUGGAGAAUGCUAUUGUUAAUCUUCCACCAGAACAAGAACAAAUGGUCUGGUUGAUUGAUUUCCAGGGUUUCAAUAUGUCACAUAUAUCAAUCAAGGUUACGCGUGAAACUGCCCAUGUAUUACAAGAACAUUAUCCUGAACGCCUGGGUCUUGCAAUACUUUACAACGCACCUAAGUUCUUUGAGCCAUUUUUCAUGAUGGUAAAGCCGAUAUUAGAGCUUAAGACUUAUAAUAAAGUCAAGUUCGCAUACUCUGACGAUCAGAACACCAAGAAGAUUAUGGAGGAUUUGUUUGAUUUUGACCAACUUGAAUCUGCAUUUGGUGGAAAAGAUGAUACAGGAUUUGACAUAAAUAAAUAUGCUGAUAGAAUGAAAGAGGAUGACAAGAAGAUUCCUGCUUUCUGGAGUAGGGAAAACUCUCCAUCAUCAGUUCCAAAUCAUGUUCCUUCUUUAGAUUCUACUAGGUUAGAGUCAGAUACUGAUGCUUCGGACAAUGAGAAACUAAACUCUUCCCCUGACCCCGAGGUGGACACAGGUAUCAUUAACCCGGGCCAGAAAAGCUUGGUUAAUGAAGGAGAAAGAAAUAUCAGUGCAGAUUAA
Messenger RNA from Sphenostylis stenocarpa, 996 nucleotides. The record is from the annotation of a GenBank genome assembly. NCBI's taxonomy places the organism in Eukaryota, Viridiplantae, Streptophyta, Magnoliopsida, Fabales, Fabaceae.